Molecule: messenger RNA, 9514 nt
Organism: Oppia nitens
Lineage: Eukaryota; Metazoa; Arthropoda; Arachnida; Sarcoptiformes; Oppiidae
Gene: CadN
Product: neural-cadherin-like
Exons: 12
Coding region: 489-8567 (2692 amino acids)
Biological process (GO): homophilic cell-cell adhesion
Cellular component (GO): catenin complex; plasma membrane
Molecular function (GO): cadherin binding; calcium ion binding
Source: RefSeq, a predicted model, not a curated record
GUUUUGAAUGUGAGGAACGGUAGCUGUUAUGGGAUGAAAGUUAUGUCCAACGAGUUUGCGUUCACUUUAACUGAAAGGGCGUUGUUUUGUAUGCAUUGAUGUGUUUGACUGUAAGCACUGUUAGCUCGCGAUUGUGAGGAACGGCAGCUCUAAACUCCUCCAUAGAGAGAGACUAAGCGUUAAAUUGUUUUUAGUGGACGUAUGAGUGCUUUGAUUGCAGUGAUUGACUGUUUUGACUGAUUGUUGUUUUGGUCAUUGAAUUGAAUGCAAUCACUGUUUAUAUGAAUCACAGUUUGAUUUAAUAUUUGUUUGCCAUUUGUCUCAACAGUGAUAGUGAUGACCAAAGCGAUGGUAUAUUUAUGAUAACAACUGAAAAAGUGAUUUCUGGAAACUGUUGCUGAAGUGUCUGAGCACUCAUACGGUCGCCAAUUGUGGUCAAUGAGUAUCAUAAGUGCAAUCAAUUAUCAUAAAAACUUUAUCACAAAGUGAUGUCAAAAAUGGUAGAAAUUAAUACCUUUUUAGUGACAGUCGUCUUAUUGUCGAUUGUUUGGCCAAUCGAUAGCACUCACGGCAAUCAUAUUCAUCAUUCAUCAAAAUCUAUGCAAAAGCGGUCAGUGAGGCCAACAAAGAGCUAUGAAUUCAAAGAGUCAGACGGAUCCACACAAGGAAUGACUGUUUUCCAAUUGGACCGCAAAAUAUCUGAAGAAAAUUACAAAAUAGAAACUCCUAACAGAUGGGUAACCGUCGACCUCAACGGUGCCGUCAAAGUCAAAGAGGUCUGGGAUUAUGAACAACUCGGAAAAGAAAAGACAAUCGACUUCUGGGUGUAUGCGACCGGUCCUCAUCUCAAUGAUCUCGAAAGACAACGUAUUAUAAUUCAUUUAAAAGAUGUCAACGACGAGAAUCCUUAUUUUAUUAACAGACCGCUUCCCAUGCAAGCUGUGGUUCAAUUGAAUGCACCGCCCGGGACACCGGUAUUCAAACUCCAAGCCCGCGAUCCCGACACUGAUCAUAAUAUUCAUUAUUUUUUGGUCAGAGAUAGAACCGGAGGUCGCUUUGAAGUCGAUGAACGAAGCGGUGAAGUGAGGACUCGCGGCGCCGAUCCUUUUAUGCUCGACAAGGAAUAUGUUCUUUACGUCAAAGCUGAAGAUCAUAAUGGGCCUACUGGUGAUCGACAAUUUCAAUCAACCAAAGAGGAACGCCUAUCAAUUAUGGGCGGCAAAAGACCGCCACAAUUCUAUUUGCCUCGAUAUGAGGCCACCAUUCCUGAGAAUCAACGAAAAGAUUCUGAUAUUAUUGAAGUAAAGGCUAAAUCUUUUGCCGAUAGAGACAUCAGAUAUACUCUGAAAGCUCAGGGUAAAGGAGCCGGCACUUUCAACAUUGGACCCACUAGUGGUGUCGUCAAAUUGGCUAAAGAACUUGAUUAUGAAGAGCUCAGACAACCGAAGACAUAUUCAUUGAUAGUGACGGCAACUGAAGAUUCCGGUGGUUUUUCAACAUCUGUUGAGUUAACUAUUAAAGUAACGGAUGUUAAUGAUAACGCACCCCGAUUUGAAUUACCCGACUAUCAGGCACAUAAUAUUGACGAAGACAUUCCUAUUGGUACAUCUAUUCUUCAAGUUUCGGCCACAGAUUUGGACACUGGAAAGAAUGCAGAAAUAGUGUAUUCAUUAGGUCGUGAAGAGUUUACUAUCGAUGAAAAAGGAAUUAUUUAUUCAAAUAAACGACUGGACGCUGACAUAAAUAACACUUAUGUGUUGACAGUAAAGGCCACCGAUAGAGGAGAUCCACCAAUGACUGGAACGGCCACUGUUCGCAUUUACACAGAAAAUAAAAAUGACGAAACGCCUAAAUUUAGUCAAGACGUCUAUACCCCUAAUGUUGAUGAGAACGCCGGACCCAAUACUUUAGUAACAACUGUAGUGGCGAGUGAUAAGGACGGCGAUAAUAUUCAUUUUGGAUUUGUUGGCGGAGGUACCACUUCGGGAAUGUUUACUAUAGAAGAACGAACUGGAGUUAUUCGGCUUAUAUCUGGAGAAAUUGAAUUAGAUAAAGACAAAUAUGAAUUGAAUGUGACGGCUAGGGAUGACGGUUCCUGUUGUAAAAACGGUGCGCUCACCACACAUACGAGUACAGCAUUAGUGGUAGUUUUCAUAACCGAUGUCAACGAUAAUAAACCCAUUUUUGAAGAAUGCGGACUUUAUGCUCCACAAGUAGAAGAAGGUGCCCCCAGUGGAACAACUGUUAUCACAGUUAAGGCUACCGAUCAAGAUAAAGGUCACAACGGUCAGGUCAGAUACUCUAUUGUUCAACAACCCAAUCAAAAAGGAACUAAAUUUCUUGUCGAUGAAGUGACCGGAGAAAUAAAAACCAAUAAAGUGUUUGAUAGAGAGGGAGACGACGGCCGCUUCGUUAGUGUUACAGUCAAAGCCGUUGAUAGGGGUUCGCCUCCUUUAGAAGGCGUUUGCUCUUUUAAGGUCGAAAUAACUGAUAUUAACGACAAUCCACCACUUUUUGAUAGACAAGAAUAUAAAGAGAAUGUCAAACAGGAUACUCCUAUUGGAACAAACAUAUUGCGUGUUUCAGCAUCUGAUGAAGAUGCCGACAACAAUGGCGCCAUUACUUACAACUUAACAGCUCCUACUGAAAAAUCUGAUAUUCAUUACUUUGCCAUUAAUCCAGAAUCCGGUUGGAUUAUGCUUAAGCGACCACUUGAUAGGGAUCAAUAUCAUCUAAGAGCCAUUGCAACAGAUAACGGCUUUCCACAACACAGAGCUUCGGUUGAAAUUGUAAUAGAUGUGGUCGACAGAGCAAACAAUCCACCCAUUUGGGAUCAACCCGUUUACGGACCCAUUUCUAUUAAAGAGAACCUCGAUGUUGGACGCAAAGUGAUAUCAAUUAAAGCUCGAUCGGGUAUUCCCGACAAUCCAACGGUGUUUUACUCUUUAAUGAGAGGCGGAACGGAACAGACUAACAAAAGAGACAGUUUUUAUUUGAGUCAAAGGGUUGAAAAUGAGGUGACCUGGGCUGACAUUUUUGUCAAUUAUCCACUCGAUUAUGAAAAAAUACAACAAUAUAAUCUAACAAUUCGUGUCGAAAACAAUGGUAUUCAACAAUUAGCAUCCGAGGCAACUGUUUAUAUUGUAUUAGAAGAUGUAAACGAUGAAAUACCAUUGUUCAUUGAAAGGGAACAGGAGACUGUUUUGGAAGGUAUGCCGUCCGGUACUAAAGUAACACAAGUUCAGGCCAUUGAUAGGGACGGCACUUAUCCCAACAAUAAAGUCUAUUAUGGAAUUGAAUCUAAAGAUGGAAGUGACCGCUUCUUUUCAAUUGAUCGCGAAACUGGAGAAAUAUAUACUAAAGUAGAGUUUGAUAGAGAAGAAAAACAGGCUUACGCUAUAUUAGUCAAAGCUGAAGAUGGGGCCCCAUCUGAUAGACCUAAUAGAAAAGCACAAGAACCCAAUUCAGUGACAAAAUACAUCCGUAUUGGAAUCGGUGAUAAAAAUGAUAAUCCACCCUAUUUUGAUCAACAACUAUAUGAAGCCGAAGUCAAUGAAGAUGAAGAUAUUCAACACACAGUCAUUACAGUUACCGCCAAAGAUAAAGACGAAUCCUCAAAGAUUCGUUAUGAGAUAACCCGGGGUAAUCAGGGUGGAGCGUUUGCCGUCAAAAAUGAGACGGGUGCUAUCUAUGUGGCCGGACCUCUUGAUUAUGAAACUCGAAAAGAGUAUGAAUUAACUUUGGUUGCAUCCGAUACUUUGAAAGAAAAUCACACCAAAGUUAGAAUCCAUGUGAAAGAUGUUAAUGAUUUGCCCCCAAAAUUUGACCAAAGCUCGUAUGAGACCACUAUUCUUGAAGAAGACUCAGUUGGUCUUCCGAAAGGCAUUCUUAAGGUGACGGCAACCGAUGGAGAUCGAGACCGUCCGCAGCAAAUAGUUUAUUUCCUUACAGGUCAGGGCAUUGAUGACGAUCACCCGCAGAAUAGCAAAUUUGCAAUCAAUACAACUUCUGGUGAAAUCUAUGUAUUGCGACCUUUGGAUCGUGAUUUACCUACCGGUCGAUCGCAAUGGAGAUUCACUGUAUUUGCUGAAGACGAAGGAGGAAAUGGAUUAGUUGGUUACGCAGAUGUUUUGGUUAAUCUUAAAGACAUUAACGACAAUGCGCCAUUUUUUCCAUAUUCAAUUUAUACGGGUAAUGUUACUGAGAAUGGAACAGCUGGUAUGACUGUUAUGACAAUGACUGCCACCGAUUACGACGACCCGAGCGAAGGUCUUCACGCGAAACUCAAAUACUCUAUUGAACAAAACCAAGUCAAUGAAAACGGCGAACUUAUCUUUACUAUUGAUGAAGAAACUGGUGUUAUCUCUACUGCUGUUUGUUGUUUAGAUCGCGAAACAAAUCCCGAAUAUACCAUAAAAGUUGUUGCUAUGGAUGGUGGAGGACUUAAAGGCACUGGAACAGCUACAAUCAAAAUUAAAGAUAUUAACGAUAUGCCUCCAGAAUUUACUAAAAAGGAUUGGUUUGUAGAAGUGGAUGAAACGGAAGGCGACAGUCUUCCAGAAGUACCAAUUCUUGUUGUAUCAGUCAAUGAUGGAGAUCUAUUGGAAACAAAUCGAUUUAGUUAUAAAGUUAUUGACAAUGCAUUUGGUUCGGAUAAGUUUACAAUGGUUACCAAUUCUGAUGGUACCGGCUCUCUAAAAGUCGCCAAACCUCUGGAUUAUGAAGAUUUACAACAACGUUUCGGUUUUAAUAUAACAAUAUCUGUUAGCGAUAACGGCGGCGAACAAGUGGACAGCUAUCACAUUGACUACGCAAAAGUGAACGUUAGGUUACGUGAUAUUAAUGAUAACAAACCUGAAUUUGAAAAGCCAAACAUCGAAGUGACUGUUCUCGAAGAUUCUAAAGAAGGCACGAGUUUGGCCACAUUUCUGGCCACAGAUGCAGAUCAGGGCGGAAAGUCACGUGUUAGCUAUCAAAUUGAUCGCACAUCUGAUAAACGCCGACAAUUCAGUAUUGAUCAAAAUGGUGUCGUAAAAAUACAACGAAUGCUUGAUCGUGAAGAGACACCCAGACAUCAGGUGAAGAUAUUGGCCGUUGACGAUGGAGUGCCUCCGCGUACAGCAACUGCUACACUGACUGUUGUGGUCGGAGAUAUCAAUGACAAUGCUCCACGAUUUCUUAAAGAUUAUCGACCAGUUAUUACGGAACAUAACUCUCCCGGAAAAGUGGAAGAAAUAUUAGCCACCGAUGACGAUGAUAGGUCUAAAGGCAAUGGACCGCCGUUUACCUUUAGAAUGGAUCCCAACGCACCCGAUCUCAUCAGAAAAUUUUUUGAUGUACAACACGACCCUAAGGGUGCAAAUGGAGACGGAAUGGCUAUCGUUCAGUCAAAAGAAAAGUUUGAUAGAGAAACUCAAAAAGAAUAUUUGGUUCCUAUUAUUAUUAAAGAUAGUGGAUAUCCAUCAAUGACCGGAACCAGUACUUUGACUGUAAUUAUUGGUGACAUAAAUGACAAUCGUAUGCAUCCGGGCAGCAAAAACAUAUUUGUUUAUAAUUUUAAAGGACAGUCGCCUCCAACUCAAAUCGGUAGAGUUCAUGUCGAAGACUUGGAUGAUUGGGACUUACCCGACAAAACUUUCUUCUGGGAGGGCAAUACUCCGCAUCCAUUAUUUGAUUUAAAUCCUGACGACGGAAUGAUUACAAUGAAAAAUGUAACAAAUGGUGAAUAUUUUCUAAAGUUUAAUAUUUAUGACCGCAAACAUACGCAAGAAGUUCCGGCUAAUGUAACAGUUGUUGUGAAAGAGAUUCCUGAAGAAGCAAUUUAUAAUUCGGGAUCAAUUAGAGUGUCGGGAAUUACAUCGGAAGAAUUUAUUCGUGUUUGGAAUUAUCAACAGCAGAGACAACACAUGUCAAUGUAUGAAAAAUUUAAAGACGUAUUGGCCCGCAUUCUGAAAGUCGAUAAGAAUAAUGUGGAUGUGUUUAGUGUGAUAACUAAACAAGAAAGACCUCCGCAAACAGAUAUCCGUUUUGCAGCUCAUGGAUCUCCUUAUCAAAAGUCUGUCUUCCUCGACGGUGCUGUUAGUUUAAAUAGAAGAGUCAUUGAACAUGAAGUUGGCAUUAAUAUUACAUUAGUCGGAAUUGACGAAUGUCUCAUCGAGAAUGUAAAUUGCGAGUCCAGUUGUACUAAUAUAUUGGAAAUAAAUCCUCAACCAAUUGUAGUGAAUGCCAACCGAACCUCUUUUGUUGGCGUAAAUGUGUGGACAAAAGCAAAAUGUGUUUGCGGUGCACGAGAUUUUACCGAAGUUGAGACGUGUCGCAAAAUGCCUCCUCCGUGUCAUAACGGUGGCCGAUGUACCGACACUUCAGUUGGUGUACUCUGCAAAUGUCCCGAAGGAUAUACAGGUCCUCAAUGCCAAAUGCCUGUGCGAUCAUUCAGAGGUGAUGGCUGGGCAUGGUUUGCACCACUGCAACAAUGCCAAGACUCGCAUCUAAGUCUUGAGUUUAUGACCCGAACACCAAAUGGUCUUAUAUUUUAUAAUGGACCUAUUGUUGAGCCAGUAAUGGGAAUGAAAGCCGUCAGAGACUUUAUAUCAUUGGAGUUAUUCAGAGGAAAAUUAAGAUUUUUGAUCGAUUUUGGUUCGGGAACGGCUGAACUUACACUUAAUCCUCUCGGAGAUCUACACGACGGUGAAUGGCAUAAAGUCGAUAUAUUCUGGUCUAAAGAAUCGGCACGUCUUAUGCUUGACAAUUGUGUCGGUACUCUUAUUGAUGAAGUAGAUCCACCAAAGAUAGAUAGAUCACGAUGUGAAAAUAUAACUCGAAUUGUCGGCUUUAAUGAAUAUCUUAAUGUGAAUUCUCCGCUUCAAAUCGGAGGAGUACUUAUUGGACACAAACCAAUUGAUAAUUAUUAUGACUGGCAUUACUUGCCAUCGAAAGAAGGUUUUAAUGGUUGCAUUAAAAACUUCAUUCACAACUCAAUAACGUAUGACUUGGGAUCUCCUGGAAGUUCUGAGAGAAGCGAACCGGGAUGUCCUGUCUCUGAUGAUCAGUGCAAUGCCAAUGCCAUUACUAAGAAAUGUUUUCACGGAGAAUGUAUCGGCACUUACAACUCUGCCCGUUGUCUUUGUGACUCUGGCUGGUGGGGCGCACGAUGUGAUAAAGAGACGCAAUCGAAAAUGUUUCAACAAAGUAGUUAUAUUAAAUACGCCCUGUCCUUCGAACCCGACGCUUACAAAACUGAUAUUCAGCUAAUGUUCCGCACCCGACAAAAACACGGCGAACUGUUUCGAGUGGCUUCAAAACAUGGCCGCGAAUAUUGUGUACUUGAAAUCAAAGACAAAAAAUUGCGGUUUAAAUUUAAUUUAAAUAAUUUGAGAUCUUCUGAAGAAAGAGAGUUAUGGCUGCCAUUUGUGUAUAUCAGUGACGGUCAGUGGCAUUCAGUUCACGUACAACGCUUCGGCAGCACUGCUUCCAUAGCAUUAGACGGUGGCGGUGGACGUCGUUUUAAUGAAAUAAUUGAUUACGAAGGGUUGCACCAACUCUUGCCCGUCGAAAAACAAAAUGUGAUCGCCGGAGGAGAUGUCCAAUAUGUCGGUCCCGGUGUUACUGUUGUAGAAUCUGAUUUCCAAGAAGGAUGUAUGAAUGAUAUACGACUUGACCAGAGAUAUCUUCCAAUGGAAAAUGGAUCUGAAAAUGCAGCUGUAGUUGAAUGGAGGAAUCUCUUGAAUGGCUGUCCCUCAAACAAUCCCUGUGAAGGCAUUCAUUGUAAUCAUCCGUUUGAAUGCGUUGAUCUCUGGAUGAUUCAUGAGUGCAGUUGUCCGACUGGUCUUCAAAUGACUGGCAAUAGACUCGGUUGUGAAGACAAGAAUGAAUGUGAUUAUCAUCCGUGUGGUAGAGGAGGUCAAUGUUUUAAUGUAGAAAAUGGAGGCGGAUAUUGGUGUGACUGUCCUAUUGAUGGCUUUCGAUGUGAUAAUUGUAGCUGUGAUGAGGGGCCAUACCUACGACACGCUCACGCAACCAUUGGAUUAGGGGGCGACGCUUUAGCUAUUAUUAUAUUAUCACUUAUUUUUUACUUAAUUCUCGUUUUGGUAAUCGUUGCCUACACUCGAAGUCGUCGUCCACACCAUAAGUUUGGCAAUGAAAUGGACGAUGACGUACGAGAAAAUAUCAUCACUUAUGAUGACGAGGGUGGCGGUGAAGAUGAUAUGAACGCUUACGAUAUAACGCCAUUACGUAUCCCAAUUGAUCCAACAACCGGUGCUAUGAUUGGUAAAGACAAACCUGGAAUUAUUAAAGAUAUGCGUCAACGACAAUUUGAUCCCAAUCGAGACGUUGGAGAGUUGAUUCGUGAAAACUUAGAAAAGGCAGACAAUGAUCCAAAUGCUCCGCCUUUCGAUGACUUAAGGAAUUACGCUUACGAAGGCUGUGGCAGUACUAGUGGCUCAUUGAGCUCAUUAGCCUCAGGAAUGGAUGACAACGAACAAGAUUUUGAUUAUCUUAACAGAUGGGGACCGAGAUUUGCUGCACUCUCUGCUAUGUAUGGACAGGGAGAGAGUGAAGACGAAUAAAAUGAUAGCCAAAUAUUUCAAAGAUCUCAUCUAAUUUAACACAAAUGUUAUAUAUAUUGUAAAUAAUGACUUUAUCGACAAAUAAUCCAAUCAAUCGACACAAUGUUUAAGUCAGCACUUAAAAGGAUUAUUAUUAUUACUGUUUUAAUUUUAGAAUCAAUUUUAGAGAAAAAACUGCAAUAAUGUUAUGGAUUAAUUAACAAAUCAAAAUGAAAACAUGACAUACAAUGACCAACAAUUGGCACAUUUAUAGCCGUCCCUUACUUUUAAUAUUAUAUUACUAUUAUAGUGUUGAAUGAAAGUGUUUUAAAAUGCUUGACGGCUCAAGACAUUAAUGACAGAUAUGCUAAGUGCUUACGAUUGUGAUUAUCAUUGACUACUAAUACGUGACAUUAUAUAAAAGUGAAUCAUAACUACAACUGCUCAACAAAUGAAUCAUAAAUGCCAUCAAAUUUGACUUAUUUUACAUUUGAUAUAUUCCGGCAAUUCUGAUGAAGAAUGUGUUUAUAACUAAUUGUCUGUCGAUUUAUUUGUUGUUUUAUACGAUAUUUUAUAUGAUUUAUACACAUUUAUACUUUAGAUAAUAAUAAUCGGCCCAAAACUGCCAUUUUAUUAUCAAUCUGUUAAACGAUUUGAUUUUAAAGUGAUUUUUAAUUGACAAUUAUGUACAGCCUUUCGAUAAGGAAACGCAUUGAUUGACCACUUUUUAGGCUAUAAUUAGCAGCUCUUAAACAUUCCAAACAAAUAAUAAAUUUGUAAAUUAUUUACAAUUAUUUUAAUUAUUGAUUUUUAUACUUUUAAUUACACCAUUAUAUUCAACUACAUUUUACUUAUGUGCCAAUUUUUAGUAUGUCUAAUAACUUUAAUUAUUAAAAUAUUCACUUAUUUCAAUAAUUCAUUUAUUUAUUAGAUAGUCUUUUAUCUUAUUUUUCAUAUUUUACGACUUA